GCAAUCGCUAAUGAAGCUCCUUUCUCUCGAUCUAGAGUGAUUGUUUUUAAAUAGAGGAAAAAAAAAAAAAAAAAAACAAAAGUAGAGAGAGAGAUGGUGAAGAUCACAGGCGUCAAAGCUCGGCAGAUCUUCGACAGCCGCGGAAAUCCCACCGUCGAGGUGGAUGUUUGCACCGAUAACGGCAUCUUCGCCAGAGCCGCGGUGCCCAGUGGGGCAUCAACUGGGAUUUAUGAAGCAUUGGAACUAAGAGAUGGAGGAUCUGACUAUCUUGGUAAAGGUGUCCUGAAGGCUGUUAAUAAUGUGAACACUAUCAUAGGACCCGCCCUAAUUGGGAAGGAUCCUACAGAACAGACUGAGAUUGAUAAUUUCAUGGUGCAGCAGCUUGAUGGAACCUCCAAUGAGUGGGGCUGGUGCAAACAAAAGCUCGGUGCAAAUGCUAUUCUGGCUGUGUCACUUGCUGUAUGCAAAGCAGGCGCUGCCGUGAAGAAGAUUCCUCUUUACCAGCAUAUUGCUAACCUUGCUGGAAACAAGACCUUGGUGCUGCCAGUACCGGCAUUUAACGUUAUCAAUGGAGGAUCACAUGCUGGAAAUAAGCUUGCUAUGCAGGAGUUCAUGAUCCUUCCUGUUGGGGCUUCCUCAUUUAAAGAGGCCAUGAAGAUGGGUGUGGAAGUGUAUCAUAAUUUGAAGGCUGUGAUUAAGAAGAAGUACGGGCAGGAUGCUACUAAUGUUGGUGAUGAGGGAGGCUUUGCUCCUAACAUUCAGGAAAACAAAGAAGGCCUUGAACUACUGAAGACUGCUAUAGCAAAAGCUGGUUAUACUGGAAAAGUUGUGAUUGGGAUGGAUGUCGCUGCUUCAGAGUUUUAUUGCGAGAAGGAUCAGACUUAUGACCUUAACUUCAAAGAGGAGAACAAUGAUGGCUCACAGAAAAUUUCUGGAGAUAAAUUGAAAGAUCUCUACAAGUCCUUCGUAUCUGAGUACCCUAUUGUAUCCAUCGAAGAUCCAUUCGAUCAGGACGAUUGGACCCACUACGCCAAGCUUACGGAGGAAAUUGGACAGCAAGUGCAGAUUGUUGGUGAUGACCUUCUCGUCACAAACCCUACGAGGGUUGCCAAGGCAAUUAGUGAGAAGACAUGCAAUGCACUUCUCUUGAAGGUGAAUCAGAUAGGCUCCGUGACAGAGAGUAUUGAGGCUGUCAAAAUGUCCAAGCGUGCCGGAUGGGGUAUCAUGGCAAGCCACCGAAGUGGUGAGACAGAAGAUACCUUUAUUGCUGACCUCUCAGUUGGUCUGGCAACGGGACAAAUUAAGACGGGAGCUCCAUGCCGUUCUGAGCGCCUGGCCAAGUACAACCAGCUUCUUAGGAUUGAAGAAGAGUUGGGCGACGCGGCGAUCUAUGCAGGAGCCAAGUUCAGGGCACCUGUGGAGCCGUAUUAGGAGAUUCGUCGAGCUCUUGCGGAAACUAUUUUGUCACUUUCGGCCGUCGUUUUUCCUAAUAUCUUUGUUAGCUGGAAAUGCUUUGUGUGAGUGUUUAUAAUAAAUGAUAGCUUAUCUUAUUGCAGUCCAAACUGCAGGAUAAGUUGCCAACCUUUGUAGUUGGGGAUGUUGCUCUUUUAGUUUGAAACCCUUUAAUUUGUGUAAGCUCCUUUUGACCAUGUGGUGGUGAUGUAAUUUAAUGUUUAAUGAAUCUGGACAUCUUAAAUUACCGUUUUGUGACGGGUUUAGCUA
Ananas comosus (pineapple) is the source of this 1722-nucleotide messenger RNA. Its product is annotated as enolase 1. NCBI's taxonomy places the organism in Eukaryota, Viridiplantae, Streptophyta, Magnoliopsida, Poales, Bromeliaceae. The transcript has 17 exons. Gene Ontology annotation, molecular function: magnesium ion binding; phosphopyruvate hydratase activity. Gene Ontology annotation, cellular component: phosphopyruvate hydratase complex. The record is from RefSeq and is a predicted model, not a curated record. Gene Ontology annotation, biological process: glycolytic process. The coding region runs from base 94 to 1431 and encodes 445 amino acids.